Geodia barretti is the source of this 3156-nucleotide messenger RNA. Lineage: Eukaryota; Metazoa; Porifera; Demospongiae; Tetractinellida; Geodiidae. The record is from the annotation of a GenBank genome assembly.
GCUCUGGACCGGUCCACGAAAGUUCCUGUACAGUUCUGGCGGACUGGUCGCGCCAUAGCGUACGCAGAACGGGUGGACUUACAGGCGUUGUGCGCAGAGAUGGCGGACACAAACGAUGUAACCGUCUCGGUUACCGUUGCGCCGGAGUUUGAUAACGGAGAUAAAGAAGUCCCAGUCAUUCCGCUGCGGGAUGUCCACGGGUACAAGCCGGGAUCAGAGGUCGAUCCAUUCCUACCACAGUCGUCAGUGGUAGUGACUGUGACGGCCUUGGACGAUGACAAUGAAACUAUCAUUGAGUCUCUCACCAGUAAACCACGACUGGUCAUUACUCUGGAGCAUGGUCAUUUCAAGUGGACCAUCAGCAAGUACUACAGAGAGGUCCUGUCACUUCGUCAAGAGCUUACAGAUGAUAGCGAGUCUCUGCCCCAUCUUGAGGACUACAAUGUCAGUCGACAAACAGGACUCAAAACUCAGGUGCCAAAAGUGCAGGAGUUCUUGGAUGCUGUGUUGAGGGACGAAACCGACAGACCCAAUCCUGUCACUGCUAAGUUCUUUGAAGUGAGUCGAAUCUCUUUCGUCGAGACAACCGGACCGAAGAGAAAGGAGGGUCUACUGACAGGGAAGCCAGGAGGUCACAGACAACAAACAGACUUCUUCGGGUUCUCUGCCUGGUUCACACACCUCUUCUACUCCCUGAGAAAGAGGUGGUUUGUCUUGAAAGACUCCUAUCUCGUCAUUAUGAGGUCUCACUAUUCAUCUGAUGCCCGUCGCACCAUUUCAGGAGUGCUGCUAUUUGACACUGGAAUGACCCUCAAGUAUGGUCUUACUCAUACUGGGGUAAGACAUGGUAUCAAGAUCACCACCAAGUCCAGGGAACUUCUUGUCCAUGCAUCCUCAACAUAUGAGAUGAGUGAGUGGGUUGGUGCCCUGGAGGCUGUGAUGUACGGGUCGGCAAAGAUGUGGUUGGAUCCAAAACCUUUCUCCUCGUUUGCUCCUCUGCGAAGUAACACCCCUUCAAAAUGGUAUGUGGAUGGACAGCAGUAUAUGUCUGAUGUAGCUGAUGCCAUCCUGGCUGCCAAAGAUGAAAUAUACAUCACUGACUGGCAGUUCAGUCCCCACAUCUUUCUAAAGAGAGAAGGCAGUCACAAGAACAGACUGAAGUGGAGGCUGGACCACCUGCUCCUGAAGAAAGCGGAAGAAGGAGUGAGAGUGUUUCUCCUGGUGUACAAGGAGCUGGAGCUGGCUCUCCAACUGGGCAGCGAGUAUGCCCAGGACCUCCUCGAGCACCCCAACAUUGUGUUUUUCCGUGACCCUGACGUGUAUAAAUCUGGUGUCCUACUGUGGGCACAUCACGAGAAGAUUGUCAUAAUUGACCAGACCCUGGCAUUUGUGGGUGGGAUUGACCUGGCCUUUGGUCGCUGGGACAACGAGUGUCAUGAAAUCUGCGACAACCAUCCAGCUCCUUCUGAGGAUAUCACUAGAGAGGAAGCUUCAACUGAACUAGAGGAAGUGGAGGAAGGACCUGGCGAUGGUGGGAAUGUCCAGCAGUGGAUUGGGAAAGAUUUCUUCAACCCCUUCACCAAGGACUUGAUUGAACUUGAUAAGGCAUUUGAAGAUAUGUAUGAUCGUUCCAAGGAGCCGAGGAUGCCGUGGCAUGACAUAGCCUCUGCUGUGUAUGGCCCAGCAGCUAGAGAUGUCGCCAGACACUUCAUUCAGAGACACAACUUCACCAAGCGGGAGCAGAAGAUUGAAGAAGAGGCUCCCUACCUGCUUCCCCGGAAGACAUUCUCCCAGUCAGAGGAGCAGGAGACUGGCUACCUCAGAGAUAUUCUGACUACUGCUGGACACACUCUCACUACCUCUGCUCAGGUGUUGAGGUCAGUGGAAGAGUGGUCAGGCUGGCGUACCUCUGGAACACUCCAUCAUGAAUGCCUGGGUCAAGGCCAUUGAGGACUCAGAGCACUUUGUCUUCAUUGAGCAACAAUUCUUCAUAUCCUCGCUGCCAAAGGAAGAAGUCACUAACAAGGUGGCCGAGGCCCUCAGAUUCAGGAUCGCGAGGGCCUACAGGCAGGGACAGACCUUCAGAGUCAUCAUUGUCAUGCCUCUCCUUCCCUUCAUUCCCUGCUGAAAAGUUUGGAGAGAAGGAGACAGCAGUUCUGGAGGCAGUUCUCCACUGGAACUACUACACUCUCUCACGAGGAGAGGACUCUCUCUUUGGAAGACUUCACAAGGAGGACGGGAUCCCGGAGGAUGAGAUAAAGAACUACAUAUCAGCGUAUGGUCUGAGGACCCACGGAGAGAUCAAUGGGACUCCUGAGUCGGAGAUUGUCUAUGUCCACAGCAAGCUGAUGGUGGUUGAUGACAGAAUCACCAUCAUUGGCUCAGCCAAUGUGAAUGACAGAAGUAUGACUGGAGAGAGAGACUCUGAAGUGGCCAUUCGAUUUGAGGACAAAGAAAUGAUUGACGGUACCAUGAAUGGUCAGCCGUAUCAAGUUGGCAAGUUUUCCCACUCAAUUCGUGUCCACCUCUUCAGGGAGCACCUGGGUCUCUUGCCGAGUCAGCAAAAGGGCGGAGUUGAGUCUCCUUCCAGUGACAUCAGUGUUGAAGACCCAGUCUCUGAUGAGUUCUACCUCAACACCUGGAUGAAGGCUGCCGUCAACAACACCCAGCUAUACCGACAGGUGUUUGGUGGUGAAAUGAUACCAACUGAUAAAACUCUCAGCUACAAAGAUCUACAAAAGUACAAGACCAACUCAGGAGUGGUGGAGGAGGAUGUGGAGAGAGCUCGAGAGACUCUGCAGAAGAUCCAGGGACAUGUGGUGGAGCUCCCACUUCAUUUCCUGGAGGAGGAAGACCUCACGCCCGACUUUGACUACAUGAUCAACUUUGCCCCUGACACUCUGGUCCAGUAGUAGUCUUCAAGAACAACUAGAAUCAUAAUCAGUUUAGCUCUUCUCUAAUUCUGUUGCCGUGUACAUAGAAGAAAAUUAUGAUUCGACUUUUUACCACGUCACUGGGUAUUAUACUUAUUGCAUUGACCAGAUGAAGUAAAAGACAUUACCUUUAUGUGAUUCAGCUGGAGCUAUAGCUUGACAGGUAGCGAGUGAACCAGUUCAUGUGAAUGUGGGGGUUUCGUGACGUCCCUGCCCCUGCCUU